CACGUUGAGCCGGCUUUGCUGCUGCUUUGCUUUCACGCGCCUUCGCAUCAUGUCUUCCAAGAAGAACCGAAAGCGGCAGAGCCAAAGCGCGGAAAAUGGAUCGCUCUUGUCCUCUGCUGCUUCCCCUCGUGCGGGGGCCGCGGCUUCUGCUGGGCCAGACGUCGCAGCAGUGCCGGGGACUCUGGUGGUCACCAACUUUCUAGAAAAGGAUGACAAGAUUCCUAAAGCAUUUCAGAAUUCUCUUGUUCAUCUUGGACUCAACACUAUGAAGUCUGCAAAUAUAUGUAUAGGACGACCAGUGUUGCUCACCAGUUUGGAUGGAAAGCAAGAGGUCUAUACAGCUUGGCCUAUGGCAGGAUUUCCAGUAGGCAAGGUUGGCCUGAGUGAAGUGGCCCAGAAAAAUGUAGGUGUGAGGGUUGGCGAUGCCAUCUGGGUCCAGCCUGUUCUGGGUGCUGUGCUCCAGGCUGAGGAAAUGGACGUGGCACUAAGUGACAAAGAUAUGGAAAUUAAUGAAAAAGAACUGACUGGUUGUAUUUUGAGAAAACUAGAUGGCAAGAUUGUUUUACCAGGCAACUUUCUGUAUUGUACAUUUUAUGGACGACCAUGCAAGCUCCAGGUGCUGCAAGUCAAAGGGGCAGAUGGCAUGAUACUGGGAAAGCCGCAGAGUGACUCUGCAGCUAGUGCUCAGGGGAUGGCCUCCGAGUGGCCCAGCCUGGAAACCAGUAGCCUGGAUAUAUCCUUACAGCUAAGCCAGUUAGAUCUGGAAGAGCCCCGGAACCCAGCAUCAAGAAGUACUCCUUGUAAACCAGAGGACAAGAUUACAAACAAAGCUGUUGAUCCUUUGUUCGAUGUUACACAGAGCCCUGGGGAUGGCAGUGGACUUAGGCUAAAGGAACUCAGAGAUCUUAAGUGCAGUUUUGAGUCUGCCAGAGAAGGAAAUAAGGAACUCACCAAUGAAGAGAAACUGAUAAAACCUGCCUGCACAGGAGCAAAAUGCAAUUCUGAUACUUUUUAUUUUCUUUCUUCAACAACAAGAGUCAAUUUUAUAAAGAGUCAAACAAAUUCAAAAGAGCAAGACAGCCAAUUCAAAGUAACUUAUGACAUGAUAGGAGGCUUAAGUAGCCAGCUGAAAGCAAUUAGAGAACUAAUUGAAUUGCCUCUCAAACAGCCAGAACUUUUCAAGAGUUAUGGUAUUCCUGCCCCUAGAGGAGUGUUACUCUAUGGCCCUCCGGGUACUGGUAAGACAAUGAUUGCCAAGGCUGUUGCUAAUGAAGUUGGAGCCUAUGUUUCUGUCAUUAAUGGUCCUGAAAUUAUAAGCAAAUUCUAUGGUGAGACUGAAGCAAGGUUACGUCAGAUAUUUGCUGAAGCACUUCUACGGCACCCAUCAAUUAUUUUUAUUGAUGAGUUGGAUGCACUUUGCCCUAAAAGAGAAGGGGCUCAGAACGAAGUGGAAAAACGGGUCGUGGCUUCACUCUUAACACUGAUGGAUGGCAUUGGUUCAGAAGGAAGUGAAGGUCAAGUGGUGGUCCUUGGGGCCACAAAUCGCCCUCAUGCUUUGGAUGCUGCACUUCGAAGACCGGGACGAUUUGAUAAAGAAAUUGAGAUUGGAGUCCCUAAUGCUCAGGACCGGCUAGACAUCCUACAGAAACUGCUUCGAAGGGUCCCACAUUUGCUCACCCAAAGUGAACUGCUACAGCUGGCAAAUAGUGCGCACGGAUAUGUUGGAGCAGAUUUGAAAGCCUUGUGUAAUGAAGCAGGUCUUUGUGCCUUGAGGAGAGUUCUGAAGAAACAACCUCAUCUCCCUGAUAGCAAGGUGGCCAGUUUGGUGAAGAUUACUCUGAAAGAUUUCUUGCAGGGAAUGAAUGACAUCAGGCCCAGUGCCAUGAGGGAGGUAGCAAUAGAUGUUCCAAAUGUAUCCUGGUCAGACAUAGGAGGACUGGAAAAUAUCAAACUGAAAUUGAAACAAGCUGUGGAAUGGCCCUUGAAACAUCCAGAGUCUUUCAUCCGGAUGGGUAUUCAGCCACCUAAAGGAGUUCUCCUGUAUGGCCCACCUGGGUGCUCUAAAACAAUGAUAGCAAAGGCCUUGGCCAAUGAGAGCGGACUGAAUUUUCUAGCUGUAAAGGGUCCUGAAUUAAUGAAUAAAUAUGUUGGCGAAUCUGAAAGAGCAGUCAGAGAGAUCUUCCGAAAAGCGAGAGCGGUGGCUCCUUCCAUUAUUUUCUUUGAUGAACUUGAUGCUUUAGCUGUUGAAAGAGGCAGUUCUUCAGGUGCUGGGAAUGUGGCCGAUCGUGUUUUGGCUCAGCUCUUAACGGAAAUGGAUGGGAUUGAGCAGCUUAAGGACGUGACAAUUUUGGCAGCUACGAACCGCCCAGAUAGGAUAGACAAGUUUCAGGAGGUGAUGGGUGAUGCCAUAUGUAUGAUCAGACUGGAGUGCGCACGUGUUUUAGAACUGAAGGGCUUGGGAUCAGAGGCUUUGAUGCGACCUGGAAGAAUUGAUAGAAUCAUCUAUGUGCCUUUACCAGAUGCAGCAACAAGAAGGGAAAUAUUUAACCUGCAGUUUCACGGCAUGCCAAUUAGUAAGGAGGUUGACCUGGAUGAACUCAUUGUCCAAACUGAUACAUAUUCAGGAGCAGAGAUUAUAGCUGUCUGCAGAGAGGCAGCUCUUCUGUCUCUGGAAGAAGACAUCCAAGCCAAGUGCAUCAUGAAAAGACAUUUCACUCAAGCUUUGAGCGCUGUGACGCCAAGAAUUCCUGAAUCACUGAGGCGCUUUUAUGAAGAAUAUCAAGAGAAGAGUGGGCUGCAUACUCUCUGAGAAAAUAUGCGUGUUCGUUAUGCUAAAAAUUCUUUCUAGAGAAAACUUGUUCCUUUUUUAAAUUUUGUUUAAAGGGUGUUUUAAAAAAUUCUUAACAGACAGUAUAUCUGAAAUAACAUUCACUGGAAUUGAGGGACUUCAGUACUCACUGGCCUUUUAAAUCACAUGAGUACAAUGAAACUAUCUCUGGGCCUGAGUGUAAAUCACUUUUAUCUGGAAAUGUAUGCUGAGUUUCAAAAAAGCAGUCGUUGAGUUUUUCCAUUUUUGACCUAGCCCAUUUGUUUCAUAAAAUUACUUUCUUUCUCCAGAAUUCAUUUCAGUGCCUUCCCAAAUGCCAAACCUGUGAGCAUCAACUUUAUACAAGAAUAUAAAAAAGUGUAUUUGAAUAAACACAUGGUGAAGAACAUUCACAAAUCUUUAUUUAUUUUAUUUUAUUAUUUGCCAGAGGACGCAUGUGCGAGACAGAGGAGAGGGAGAAAACAU
Messenger RNA from Tupaia belangeri chinensis (Chinese tree shrew), 3292 nucleotides. RefSeq names its product AAA ATPase AFG2A (gene AFG2A). The transcript has 17 exons. The record is from RefSeq and is a predicted model, not a curated record. Bases 50 to 2809 code for a protein of 919 amino acids. NCBI's taxonomy places the organism in Eukaryota, Metazoa, Chordata, Mammalia, Scandentia, Tupaiidae. Gene Ontology annotation, cellular component: cytoplasm. Gene Ontology annotation, molecular function: ATP binding; ATP hydrolysis activity.